UCAAUUGUUAUUAGACAAACAAAAUCGCAAAAAAAUACUAAACGCCUUAACUAUUGUUCGAUUCAGUGCAUGAAGUCGCAUGUUCCUCACCAACGUUCCAACUGAUAUUUUGGUGUCUUUUUUUUUUCAGAACAAUCGCUUCCAAGUUAUCAUCCCGAAAAUACAUCAAUCUCUUCGAAGAGAGCAUCAAAUACAGUUGUUACUUUAAUCGAUAAAACUGGAAAAUCAUCGCCCAUCGUUUAUGAGGCUGAACAAUUAGGCUGGACUGUAAUUAUUUGGUUGCUCACUAAAGGAAGCGCUGUUUUACCAGUUACCACUGGUAAACUAGAAAUCAGCAUAAAUGACCCCCUGAAAGCUAUUUCUGUUGCACUCAUCGGCACUAAUGGAGAUAUAAAUGUAAGGGACGUGUCAGGAAAAACACCGUUGAUGAAUGCUGAAAUCGAAGGAAAAGAAGAAGUUAUUCAAGCACUUUCAGAAUUUGGAGCUGAUCCAAGUAUGUUUGAUCCGAAGAGAAAAUCAGCAGUGGAGUACGUCACCGAUUUUGAAAGUGUAAAAAUUUCCAAAAAUAACGCAGACAAUAUCGCAGAACUGCUUCUUGCUGCUGGUGUAGACGUGAAUCUUGGCAAAGGUGAAACAGCGUUAGCUUGGUCUAUAAGAAGAAGCUAUGACGACAUCGUCAAUGUUCUGAUAAAAGCUGGUGCAGAUGUUAAUGCAGAGUAUGAAGACCAGAGAACACCAUUGAUGAUUGCUGUCGAAAAUAUACAUAAAAGCUUUCGUUACACAGACGAGAAUGAUGAAAAAAUCGUCAAUGCUCUAAUAAAAGCUGGCGCAGAUGUCAAUGCAAAAGACAAACACCAAAGUUCACCAUUGAUGAUUGCUGUCACAAAUAACAASGAAMAAAUCGCAGAAAGGCUUAUUGAUGCUGGUGCAGACGUGAAUCAUGCCGAUAGUAAUGGACAAACUGCACUGAUUUGUGCUAUAAGUAAUAGCAAUUACCAAAUUGCCUAUGAUUUGAUUGGAGCAGGCGCAGAUGUUAAUGCACAGUAUGAAGACCAGAGAACACCAUUGAUGAUUGUUGUCGAAAAUAUGCAUGACCGCUCAGGUUCCCUUUACGAGAAUGAUAAAAAAAUCGUCAAUGUUCUAAUAAGAGCUGGCGCAGAUGUAAAUGCUAAAGAUAAAGACCAGAAAUCACCAUUGAUUAUUGCUGUCAAUAAUAACAAACACUACAUCACAGAAAGACUUCUUGAUGCUGGAGGAGACGUAAAUCUUGUCGAUAGCAACGGCGAAACUGCACUUACCUUGGCUAUCAAAAAAGGUGACGAAAAAUUUGUCAAUGCUAUGAUACGAGCUGAUGCAGUUGUUAAUGCAAAAGAUAAAUGCCAACGAAUCCCAUUGAUAAUUGCUGUCGAAAAUAACAAAGAAACCAUUGCAGAAACACUUCUUGAUGCUGGUGCAGAUCCUAUUGCCACUGAUAGUAAAGCAGUUUUAGGUGCAGCACUUGUGUGGGCUGCCAAAAAGGGACGAGAUCAAAUGGUCAAUGAGGUAAUAAAAGCCGGUCAGGAUGUUAACAUCAAAGACAAGUCUCAGAUGUCACCAUUGAUGCAUGCUGUGCAAAACAUCAAAGAAGAAACAGCUCAAAUACUGAUAAAUGCAGGCGCAGAUGUGAAUGUCCUCGAUGACCAAGGACGAACUCCAUUGAUUUGGGCUACAAUUCUUGGAAUCGAGAAAACUGUUGUUUCCUUGAUCAAAGCUGGUGCAGAUGUUAAUGCCCAAAAUAGAUACCAGAGAACGCCGUUGAUAAUUGCUAUCUUAAACAGCAGUGAUACCAUUGCAGAGUUACUGAUAGACUCCGGUGCAGACGUAGAUGUGGCGGAUGACAAGGGACAAACACCCUUGAUAUGGGCCGUAAAAAAGGGAAAUAAGAAAAUUGUCCAGACUUUGGUCAAAGCAGGUGCUAAUGUGAAUCACAAAGACAAUUCCCAUAAAACACCACUGAUGCAUGCUCAACAGACAAAGAAUGAAUUGAUUGCUGAGCAACUGAUUGCCGCUGGUGCAAUGUAA
Messenger RNA from Exaiptasia diaphana, 2061 nucleotides. RefSeq names its product putative ankyrin repeat protein RF_0381. Gene Ontology annotation, molecular function: protein binding. The record is from RefSeq and is a predicted model, not a curated record. Lineage: Eukaryota; Metazoa; Cnidaria; Anthozoa; Actiniaria; Aiptasiidae. Bases 427 to 2061 code for a protein of 544 amino acids. The transcript has a single exon.